AUGAUAUCGCAAAUGGAUAACCAAAAUGAAGAAAGUCCCAAGCAGUUCCAUUCGGACUUCAGCAUCGAUCACAUCCUUAAUAGGGCUGGAAAUAGUAGAAUCAGCAGCGAAGAAACCAGGACUAGUGUUAAUUAUCCGUUAGAUCCUUAUUCGUGGUUACAGUGCACCAGAUACUGCCCACCAAAAAUACCAAUUCAGAAAAGAGAAGGUCCUCAAAAGAGACAAUUAGGAAGACAUCCUAGAAUACCCUUUACAAGUCAUCAAUUAUCCAUCCUAGAAGAAAAGUUUAAGACAAGCCCGUAUCUAAGCAGUGAGGAAGUAAUUACUCUUUCAAAAAAACUGGAUCUAGCUGACAUUCGAGUGAAAAUUUGGUUUCAAAAUCGUAGAGCGAGAGAAAGAAGGGAACGUUCAGCAUCAAACUCGACCGACUCGUUAGUUCCAAGCCCUGGCAAAAGUGGAGUUUCAGAAGACAUGGAUCGAACAACGAAAAGUCCAAUAGUUAAGCAAGAGGUGGAAAGUAACUCACCACCGCAAUCGCCAAAAACUUUGGAUGGCAAAAGAAAGAAAGAACUAUUCAGUUACAAGUUCGACAAAGUCAUUAGUACCAAGUCCUGA
Molecule: messenger RNA, 615 nt
Organism: Aethina tumida (small hive beetle)
Lineage: Eukaryota; Metazoa; Arthropoda; Insecta; Coleoptera; Nitidulidae
Product: homeobox protein MSX-1-like
Exons: 4
Coding region: 1-615 (204 amino acids)
Biological process (GO): regulation of DNA-templated transcription
Molecular function (GO): DNA binding; DNA-binding transcription factor activity, RNA polymerase II-specific
Source: RefSeq, a predicted model, not a curated record